AUGAUUCCAGGCGCGAGCUCUGGUAUCGGACGUGCGGCUGCACUGCUGUUCGCCAGGAACAAGUACCAGCUCUGCCUCACUGGCCGGAAUGAAACUGCACUGAAAGAAGUUGCUAAAGAAUGUGUUCAGCAAGGUAUCACUGAAAACGAUGUGAAUUCAGCUGGCAUUCUCAGAGCUGGCGAGGUGCUCAAUUCCGACAUCAGCGUAUACGAUGAACUGUUCAAUGUUAAUUUUCCUGGCGUAACUUACUACUGCAUGUCUAAAUCGGCCGUUGAUCAAUUCACAAAAUGUCUCGCGCUUGAAAUGGCACCGCAUGGAGUCAGGGUGAACGCCGUCAAUCCUGGAGUUACCGUAACCAAUCUCCACAGGCGAUCUGGUCAAGAUGAACAAACUUACGCCGCUUUCCUAGAAAAGAGCAAAACAACACAUGCUCUCGGCAGGCCUGGAGAUCCGAGAGAGGUCGCCGAAGCGAUUCUCUUUUUGGCUUCCGAGCGAAGUUCGUUCACGACUGGACAGUUGCUGAGAGUCGACGGAGCUUCAUCUGGUAUUGGAGCGGCAGUUGCUAGCCGACUAGCUCAAGAGGGUUACGCACUAUCGCUCAGCGGUAGAGAUGAAGACGCAUUGAAAAAGACCGUCAAGUUAUGCUUCGACACUGGAGCACCAGGUGCAAUCACUACUGUCGGCGAUUUAUGUGACGAGCAAACGCAGAAGCUCAUCGAUCAUACCAUAAAAGAAUUCCAGCGAAUUGAUACACUGAUUAACUGCGCCGGAAUUCUAACAUCUGGAAAUAUUAUAGACACUGAUAUUGAAGUGUACGAUCGCCAGAUGGAUGUGAAUUUCCCCGGUGUUUCGUAUUACUGCAUGUCUAAGGCGGCUAUUGACCAGUUCACAAAAUGUCUAGCCCUCGAAAUGGCGCCACAUGGAGUACGCGUUAAUGCAGUUAAUCCUGGUGUUAUCGUCACUGAGGUCCACAAACGAUCCGGUAUGAACGAUGCAGCCUAUGAAGGGUUCCUCGAGAGAAGCAAAACUACUCACGCCCUCGGACGUGUUGGUGAAGCAUCUGAAGUAGCUGAAGCUGUGUUGUUCCUCGCUUCAGAGAAGAGUUCAUUCACUACUGGCGAACUGUUGAAAGUAGAUGGCGGCAGAGGAAUUAUGCAUCCUCGUUGA
Molecule: messenger RNA, 1167 nt
Organism: Cooperia oncophora
Lineage: Eukaryota; Metazoa; Nematoda; Chromadorea; Rhabditida; Trichostrongylidae
Source: the annotation of a GenBank genome assembly